This is a messenger RNA of Carassius carassius (crucian carp), 5322 nucleotides long. RefSeq names its product early growth response protein 3-like. NCBI's taxonomy places the organism in Eukaryota, Metazoa, Chordata, Actinopteri, Cypriniformes, Cyprinidae. Gene Ontology annotation, molecular function: RNA polymerase II cis-regulatory region sequence-specific DNA binding; DNA-binding transcription factor activity, RNA polymerase II-specific. Gene Ontology annotation, biological process: regulation of transcription by RNA polymerase II. Bases 319 to 1584 code for a protein of 421 amino acids. The record is from RefSeq and is a predicted model, not a curated record. The transcript has 2 exons.
CGUUGGAGUUCCCUGCGCUCGCAACAGAGCGAGCAGCGCUACACUUGUGCAAUCACCACCACCGCCAACAACAUCUCUCUGUCUGCUCAUCCAGUGUUAUUGUCUCUAACACUUCACAGAAAUCAAACACAAAACAGCCGACAAUCAUCCUCGCGAGGAGACGUCAGCGCGCCACCCGUUGCGCGCUCGGAUACAAUUUCAAAGGGAUUGAGAUCUCUUUUCUGUCUGUCGCUUUUCGAGAGAUUUCAGAAGACUGGUAGAGAUUGAUCGGGACGGAACACCUGAGCGUGCUCAUUAAUGACAGACUGAGUAACUGCUAUGACAGGUAAACUAGCGGACAAGAUCCCUAUUACCAUGAGCAGUUUAAUCAACUCCAUCCCUGACAGUCUCUACCCAGAAGAAGACAUUCCCACUUCUAUGAACAUUUUCACAAACCCGGAAUCUAUUUCGCACUACUCGCAGAUGAAUCCAGAUAAUAUCAUGGACUUGGGGAUGGGUGGCGAGAAGGGCAGUGGAGAAGUCCAAUACGGCUCUGGUUUCCAGUCUGGUCGAAGCGGGCAAACCGUCACCUACCUGGGCAAAUUUGCAUUUGACACCCCUCCAUCCGGCAGCAUCGGAGGCUCCGGCUGGUGUCCCGACAACAACAUCAUCAGUCUGGUGAGUGCGGGAAUCCUGGGGGUGUCACCGUCACCUGGCAACAUCACCACCCAGACUUCUUCAUCGAGCGGCAGCAUGGGUGGCCAGUCGUCAGACAUGGAGCAAGUAUACGCACCACCUCUUCCUGCCUACUCGACCUGUGGCGAGAUAUACCCAGAACAGGUGACGUUCCACCACAGCCCGGCCACGUCCUCGUCUCUGCCCUACCCGGGCUCUGACUACCACACCACUUCCAAACCGGGCAUGGACGGAAGUCUCUUUUCCAUGAUCCCAGACUACAACCUCUUCCAUCACCAGGGGGACGUAGGGGUGAUGGAGCAUAAACCCUUCCAAACCAUGGACCCUAUUAGAGUCAACCCACCUCCCAUAACUCCCCUCGAGACCAUUCGAGCAUUUAAGGAUAAGCAACAGAUCCAUCCUGGUUUUCUUGGUGGUCAACAGCAUGUUUCCCAACACCAUCAACCCUCUCAGACACUCGCCCUCAAACCCAUUCGUCCAAGAAAGUACCCCAACCGGCCGAGCAAAACUCCUGUGCACGAGCGACCACACGCCUGUCCGGCGGAGAACUGCGACCGUCGCUUUUCACGAUCAGAUGAAUUGACGCGUCACCUGCGCAUCCACACGGGACACAAACCCUUCCAGUGCCGCAUCUGCAUGCGGUCCUUCAGUCGCAGUGACCAUCUAACCACGCACAUCCGCACACACACCGGUGAGAAGCCCUUCUCUUGCGAGUUCUGCGGACGCAAGUUUGCGCGGAGCGACGAGCGAAAGAGGCACGCCAAGGUGCACCUGAAACAGAAAGACAAGAAACCCACAGACAAGGGCAGUAGUGCUGGGGCAGGGGGGAGCCACACCUCUCCUCCCAGCUCCUGUGGGAGCGCGGGACCCAGCAGUGCCAAUAUCAUGACCGUCACCACUUGUGCAUGAGAUGGACUUGCAAAGUAAGACUUUGAGGAGAAAAAAGAAGCUUUCUUUCUCCUCUUAUAUACACACUUGACUCUUAUACUCGCUCCCUCUCACUAUAUUCAUCCAUUUCCUAUGGUUUUCACUGAUUGUGGUGGCACUUUUCUGUAGCCACUAUUGUUUUAGGUUAAAUGAGUGGGGAGUAAGUGGACUCAUGUUGCAUGGAUGGGACAGAGAGGGCGUCAAAGGUGAUGGUUCAAGCAGUCAGGUCAAUCCACAGAAAGAGCACUUGCAGACACAGCACAGUCAUAAGGGUUCAACUCUCAGCUCUGGGGACCAGAGAUUUAAGUCUUUUUCCCCCACCUUGUAUUUUGGUUUGUCAGUGAGUUGUCAGAUAAAAAGUGCACUUUCAUUUGCUUAAUGUGUUGCAGUCUUCUUAAAUGAUUGUUAAUUAUUUAAUGUUUCUGUGUUGUUGUUGUUUUUCAGCAAAAUGUGCCAAAUGCAUUUAAAUACAGCAGACAAUAAAAAAAUAUAUAUUGUUUGAAUCAACCUAAUAACUUCAUUUCAAACGUUGAUUUGGGGAAAACCUACAAGCUCUGAAGGCUCAAGGAGAUUGAGUUCAGGUGGACGUUAAAGGUCUGUUGCAUUAUGCAGUUGCGUUAUUUUAGUAUUUCCAAAUCCCUUAUAUACAAUGAGGGAUGCAGAUGGCAUUUGUUAUCCGCAACGGACUUUCUGUGCAAUAAAAAACGAAAAACAACAACAACGACGACAAUAAAAUGCAGUCUGGCUCACUUUCACAAGUUUGCUUUCUACAGUAGGGAUUGAAAUUAAGACACAGUUGUGGCCUUUACCUGUUUCGCUUCUUUUAGUGCGCAUAAGGGCCAAACCUGCAGUUGUGCAUAUCUACUUCUGGUAGAGUGAGAAACGGUGAUCCGAUCCAAACAUUUUGCCUUUCUGUUUUUGUUGCCUGUAUCCCUGCAUGCAUCUAGUAUCACGUCUUUGCUAGUACUAAAAAGAUUGCAUCAGUCAUGACCGAAGACCCACAGCAAUAUGCAUCCAAUUCAAACCAUGUGUCAACAAGAGUUACUACAUUUUUUGUGUGACAAUUGUCCUUUUGUUGUCUUUAUUGUCAUUGUUUUACUGGACAGUUGCGUUUCUAGCUUUCAUCAUCCAAUAAUUUUCAUUGGGUCCCUUUUUAUGCACAUUAUAUAUUCAGCACGCAUUUUAACACACAUGUACACACGGUUUUCAAAAAUUAAAUCAGCCAAAAUUAUGGUAAUGCUUGCCUGCGAGCAUCACCACUGGGCAGGAUUGAUCUUAGGAGUCAUUGUUUUGCAUUUUUACCGGCUGAGGCCUGCCUGCUAUAUGCAUGCCAUUCAAGAUGUUUUUGGAUGGGAACAGUUUCAACAUUUAUACUGCUCUCAGGGGCAGAACCGUAAUGUGGUAUAUCUCCACGGUUACUCAUAUCCGGAUCAUGCCUAGAGAUUCUGAAUAUUAAUGACGAGAACGAGAGGGGGUUUUGUACAGAUAAUUAUACAAACAUAUUACUACAUGUUUUCUACUUGGAAUGUACAAAGCAAUGUCCUUCAGUAUUACGAUGUUGGUCCGUGCACGUGUGUGUGUGUGUGUGCAUUUGUACACGUGUAUGCUAAUGCAUACGCAAACACCCGUAUUCUUAGAUUUUACAUUGACUGAAUGUGGAAAAGAAGGGUGUGUUUACAUUUCUGUUUUCUUUCUUUCUUCUGUUUUUGAGAUCGUGAUUGUGUACACAGUGCAGAAUGUUUUGUAAGUGUGUGUGCGUGUGUGUGCGCAAGAAAAUGUGACUAUUGACAGUGUCAAAUGUGAUGCAUUCUCCGGCAUUUCUCAAAUAUGAUCUGUUAUUAGCGCAAUUUUGCAAAUGAUGACUUGCGGACACACUGAAUGAUGUGUUUAAUAAAUGAAUAAAACAGUAAGAUUAUUUGGUGAAAAACUCAAAGCAAAAACUUGUGUAUCUCAUUAUCUUAUAAGCAAUCUAUGCAUACAAAACACUGAAGUUGUAUUGAACUAAUUUCAGAAAGUUGAGCUUUCAUUUGAAACUUACACAAAAAUGAAACAAAAAUUCAAAACAAAUUUUGACCAUAUGGUCCCAUAUAUAAACACUCCUCCGUCCUGGCUUUCAUUCCCAGAAAAAUUAAAUCAUCCACAUUUUAUACCAUAUUUUUGGCAGACUCUCGCCACCUUGGGGAAACCACUUCUGCACCAUAUCUUCUGGCAGAAUUCCCCCUUUUAUUUUUCUCUUGGUGAGGUCACGCAUGAAUAACUAAUAGAAUAAGGAUAUUUAAGAUACAUUUUUAACAAUUAAAUAUACAGAAAUAAUUUUGGGAACCAUUAAAAUUAAUUCCCAAAAUGUGACAGUCCUUUAAUUGCUCCUUAUAGGCAAAAUAGAAAAUGCUCUUCAGGUUACAGCUCUAGCAGCCGAGUUAAAAUAAUAAAUGCAAUAUUUAUCUGGGGUGCAAAACGGAAAUGAUACAAACCCAAUAUUGAUCCAGAAACUCAUCUACAUACUGCUGAAAUCUGCCGAAAGCUAAACAUUGUAAACAAGCAUUCUGAAUGUAUACGUUGGCAUUAUUGUCUUGAAUUAUGCAUCGAUAUGGCCCUUAAUCUCAGAAUUGUGUACACAAGUAGGUUUGUACCUCUUAACCUCUCUCAACGUAAGUGAAGAAGGGAAUAAUACACAUUAGAUUUCUGGGAGGAGAGUGUAAAUGUUGAGUUAUAACAGUUUCUGUAAUAUCAGGAUCUGUUCAAGGUCUCUCCUCAGCUCUUGUUUUCUGAACGUCUUCAUUUCUGAAGCGCACAUGGUAUGAGAAGUAUUGUUUUUUUAAAAUAGGAAUACAUACAAAAACAGCGUCUGGCUCAUUUUUUUAUAUAUCUGGUAUUUUCUUUUUUCUUUCUUUCUGUGCCAAGACACAUCAGAAUGCAGGGCCAAACUGCAGCAGUAAAAACAGCGAAGCAGUUCUCACUGAUCAGAUACGAUACCCGACGGAAUUGUGUGCAUGCUUCAGUUUGAAGAGAACUUUUUACGUUAAGAGCUGCGUGCUGAAAAGCUUUUCAGGAAAUUCAUCUGGCGAAUGUGUUUAAGUGAUUCUAACGUAAAACACAAUAUCGGCAUGACUCAGAUUUUAUUAACAACAAGUAAAAGUCUUCCUCAUAAAGUUCUGUGAAGCAACAAGCAAUCGUGACCUCUGGAAAACUUGUGCGCGUGUUUGUGUUCGAGCAUGCUUGCAUGAAGCUGUAUAUCUGUGCCGAGUGCUUCCAUGUCCAUAUUUUUUCGUUUUUGUAUGUGAGUCAAUUUCACUAGAAUAGCCAAAAAUAAAUGGCUGUGACCCUGUGAGUACAGUAUCAGAGAAACUAGCUCAAUAUUAGCCAUUUUUGGGGCAAGAGGAUAUCGUGACGAGUCUCACAACUCAACCCCCCUGCCUCGUCAUGGUCUCAGCAUGACUGUUCACCGUCCGGCUUUGGAUCAGAGCCAGGGUGAACAGCCUUGUUUGAGCCAAACCGGGUUGCAGACUUGACUGCCAUGGAACAAUACGCACAGAAAUGUAAAUGUGACCCUAGCCAGCUCUGAAGCAGGCCCUGUUUCACAACACUGAUUCCCUGUUGUUUACCUGAUUAUUUUAGUCCCUGCAACCCUCGGUCAUUAAAGACUGAGAGUAAACAUUCAGCAUUGGCCCAUGACGCUGUCCACCAUCAGUGACUCAUCUCCUCUACAAAAAAAAGAGGAAA